Messenger RNA from Lycium barbarum (goji berry), 2064 nucleotides. RefSeq lists its product as uncharacterized. Lineage: Eukaryota; Viridiplantae; Streptophyta; Magnoliopsida; Solanales; Solanaceae. The record is from RefSeq and is a predicted model, not a curated record. The transcript has 4 exons. The coding region runs from base 1 to 2064 and encodes 687 amino acids.
AUGACCUCGUCAUGUCCAUCAUCAAAAGACUCUGCAAAGUCAUUUCCUGAAGUCGUAGAUGCGUGCAUGGCCAAAAUCACAUUCACCGAUAAUGACCUUCUACUCGGCGACACACCUCAUAAUCGCCCUUCAUUAAUGAUUGGGUUUGCACGUGAGCAAAAGGUGAACAGAAUCCUAAUCGAUGGUGGAUCUAGAGUUAACAUCCUUCCUAUUCACAUAAUGAAGGAGCUUGGAAUCGCAAUGGAGGAUCUUUUCGCAAGUUGUUUGAUGAUCCAAGGAUUCAACCAAGGGGGACAAAGAGUCAUAGGAGUUGUCAAAGUAGACCUCACCAUCGGCGAGCUGCAAUCUAACGCGUGGUUGCAUGUGAUCGAUGCAAGGACUUCAUAUAACAUCUUGCUCGGUAGGCCUUGGGUACAUGAGAAAAAGGUGAUCCCCUCAACCUACCACCAGUGUUUGAAGUAUCAUGAAGAUGGGGUUGAAAAGAAGAUUAUGGCCGAUGAUAAUCCAUUCAUUGAAGCUAAAGCGCACUUCGCCAAUGCCAAGUUCUACUUAAAGAAAUGUGCCGCAAAAGUUGAUGAAGUUGCAAUAAUCGAUAAUGCUGAGUUCAUGAACAAAAUUGCAAAAAUAGUUGCUUGGAAGGAGAAAGUAGCAGUUAAGGAAGAUCAAAGGUCCUUCGAUGUGAGUAAGUUUCCCAACACAAAUGGUGCUUCUUCGAGUACGAAAGUGACUUCUGUUCUUCAUUAUGUUCCAAAGGCCAAAAAGGAUGAGGGAAACAUGUUGGGAGGACUGACCCUUCCUAUCAAGCAGAUUGACACAAUAAAGUCAUCCACGAAAUUACUUGGAAGAUUUGUGGCUAGCAGUUCACCACACAAUGAAGCACUCUCUAUGAAGCGUACAGAUGAAGGUUUUGAUCCAAAUGCUUACAAACGACUUGCAAAGGAUGGAUACAAUCCUAGCGAACCAUCAAAAUUGGGGAAGAUUCUGAUGGAACCUGUAGCGAGGCAAAAACGUGAAGGUUUAGGAUAUAAGCAACCCCCACCAGUUCGCAUCUCCAUAAGAAGGGUAAGUAACAACUACAUUACUGCGGAAGAGGAACCUCUCGCUUCUAACAAAAGGCCGUUUGUUUUUGACCGACUUGGAAAGUUGACCGCGAGGGUUUCUGUAUUUGAGAGGAUGAGGCGGCAAACGGAUCUUAUGGUCUCAUAUGGAGAAGUACUAAAAGAAAAUUCGCAUAUUGUGGUCUACACCAAGGAACGGGAUGAAGAUGAACAAAGUGUUGGCUCUUCAUAUCAUGUUACUUGUAACCAUAUAUCUAUCAACGAUGGAGAACCUCAAGAAGAUGAAGACGCUAAGGAUGCUCUGCCCGAAUUUGAAGAAGGGGUUAAAACGACAGUCAACGCAUUGAAAGAAGUCAACCUUGGAACUGAUGAAGAUCCAAGGCCCACUUGUGUAAAUUCUUUACUUGCAGUCGAUGAAGAGAGUGCUUAUGUCGAAUUACUUAAAGAAUAUAAAGAUGUAUUUUCCUGGAGUUACAAAGAGAUGCCUGGCUUAGACCCUAAAGUUGCGGUCCAUCAUCUCACUCUCAAGAACGUUCUAGCAUCUCUUGUGCCUGGAAAGCCAUUGAUACUACACGUAUCGGCACAAGAAAGAUCAGUUGGAGCACUCUUAGCCCAAGAGAAUAGCGAAGGGAAAGAAAAUGCCCUUUACUACUUGAGUAGGAUAAUGACGCCAAAUGAGUUGAAGUAUUCGCCGAUGGAAAAGCUAUGUCUGGCCUUAGUCUUCUCGAUUCAGAAGAUGAAACACUACUUUCAAGCUCAUAUUGUUCGUCUUAUUUCCAAAGCAAACCCCAUCAAAUUUGUGAUGUCGAAACCUAUCCUUAGCGAUCGACUAGUAAGGUGGUAUCUCCAAUUUCAACAAUUUGAGGUUGUGUACGUUCCUCAAAUAGCUGUGAAAGGGCAAGCAUUGGCGGACUUUUUAGCAGACCGUCCGAUACCCAAUGACUGGGAGUUAACUGAUGAACUACCCGAUGAGGAUGCAAUGGUCAUUGAAAUUCAACAGCCUUGA